Molecule: messenger RNA, 232 nt
Organism: Acaulospora morrowiae
Lineage: Eukaryota; Fungi; Glomeromycota; Glomeromycetes; Diversisporales; Acaulosporaceae
Source: the annotation of a GenBank genome assembly
AUGUCUAAACAACAAGAAAAACUAUUUGAUAAAAAUGUUUAUAGAGAAAAGUUACAACAUUUAUUACCUUCACAAUCUUCAGAAUAUUCUUUACAAUUCCAAUAUUCAUUUUUAUCAGUUAUAUCAGAAGAGCAUACAACAACAUCUAAAUAUCAAAGGUUCAAUUCCUGUAAUGACAAUCAAAUUAUUCAGAAGAAGUCUAUAACUCAAACUCAGGAAGAAAUAGAAAAAG